UUCAGGGUAUAACGUACUGAGCAUUUGAGGUCGCUCACAGUACUGCAAGUUUUCUCACACUUCGUCUGAGACAAAUCAAAUUCUAGCUGUAAGGAUACGAAGCUCUGUUCAAGACGGUUUUGUUUUAUAUCUCUGUCGGUUGCCAUUUGCAACUGUUUUCCGAUCCUGAGGCUGUAGUAAUCUGGGUUACCGAGCUCCAGAGAGGAGCGUCUCUGCAACUUUGAAGAGGUCUGGAAUUGAUUAUUUGGCUGACGAUUUCUAUUUCUUUGAAACUCUUCAGUGUUGAAGGUAUUAAUUUGCAAAGAUUUCCAAUCCUGUCUGGAAGGAAAGCAUCGAGUUCAUGAGUUUAUUUUUUUGUGUUAGAGACCUGCAUCUUGCCGAUGUGCUAGGAAAAUAAUACAAUCUUUCCGUUAAAUUUUGGGCUUUGAAAGUGUUGCAAUGUGCUGCGAACAUUGCCUGCCUAUCUGCUUGAAUCUAAUUUAAAAGAACGAACCGGGAGUACAUAAAAAGACACCCAAGAUGGAGGCCAUGGUGGAAUUGCCAACGGCGGUGAAGGAUAACAUUGCAUGUUGGUUGAGCGACACCGCGGGACCUGACGAAGGAGCAAUGCGGACAGCAACAUUGCACUUGGAGGGUGCACAGACAGCCCCAAAAUUUGCCCUGUGCUUGCUUGAACUUGCCGCUGGAGGUAGGGAGAAAGGGAUUCGAGUAGCUGGAGCUAUUUCCCUGAAGAACUUCCUGAAAGCUCACUGGAAUGCGGAGGGCGUCAUGUCUCGUGACGAGAGGCUAGAGUUUCGGAACCAGCUUGUGGAUGUGGUCUUGCGUGUCGACGAUCUCGUACGCAAGCCUUUGGCAGAAUCUUUCUUGCUGGUGACAAUUCAUGAUUUUGUAAGAGAAAAGGCGUGGCCUGAGCUUGUGCCAGCCCUGAAAAUUGCCAUAGAGAAUAUCGACCUUAUGAAUGGAUCCGAAGCUUCAGAUAUGAAGGCUCUUAAUUGUCUUCUUGGACUUCAGAUCAUCACCAAACCCUUCCAGUAUUUUCUGAACCCAACCAUGGCAAGUGAGCCUGUUCCUGAGCAACUGGAGACCAUUUCCAAAGAGCUUCUCGUUCCGUUCCAUGGGACCUUCCAUCAGCUUGUGCAGCAGGUUGCAACAUCUAAAGCUGCAGAAUACUCACAACAUGACAUCAUCCUGCUGGUUUUCUGCAAAUCUUUAGAUCAUGCUCUGAAAUCGCACAUGCCGUCUGCAUUACUAGGAUCUGUCGACCAGUGGUUCACGGAUCUUUUAAGUCUGCUAGAUUCAGUUGUUCUUGAAGAACGGGUGGAUUCUUUGGACAAACAACCAAGACUGAAGAUAUGGAAAAGAUCAUUACAAAUUUGUUGUAAUAUGGUUUCUCGGCAUGGAGUGUAUGUGGACAAGUUUCUAUCUUCACUGGCAGUUGCAGCACUUGAAAUUGUUGGAAAGACCUCAAAUGCCAAGAACUUUAAUCAAAUCCAACAACGCGUGAUAUCCUUGGGUUUUGACUUGUUGGCCAACAUUCUUCAGACAGAAGUUGGAUGGAAAUUAAUUGCAUCCCACUUCCCCAACUUGCUGGAUAAAGCAAUAUUCCCUGCUCUUAUGAUGAAUGAAAAGGAUCUAUCUGAAUGGGUAGAGGAAGAGGACGAGUAUAUCCAGAAAAACCUCCCUUCGAACAUGGAUGUAGCAAGUGGAUCGACUGAAGAUCUGGUCACACCUCGACGAAGGGCAUUAAACUUGCUUGGGAUCAUCGCCAUGGCUAAGGGACCUCAAUCUGUACGCAGGAGAAAGAAAGCCGGCACUGUCAAACGCAGGAGAAUUGGGUCCAAGGGAGCUAAUAAGGAUGACUCAGACAGAGUUGGCGAUAUUCUAGUGAUGCUUUAUCUAGCUCGAUAUCCACUUCCUACUGAUGGAGCUGACGUGCAAUCUGACGAAGUACUAAGAUAUUAUGGCGCUCUGAUAGCGUAUGGAGGUCUUCAGAAGUAUUUGAAGACAUUACCAGCUGCAAAAGUUGCCCUGCUGCUGGAAAGGCGCGUGUUUCCUUUGUAUCUAAUGGUGGCUCCAAGUCCUUAUGUACUGGCCAACGCCAACUGGAUACUAGGGGAACUUUCGAGUUGCUUGCCUGAGGUUCUUCGGGAGAAUGUAUACACAGCCUUGUUAAAGGCUUUGUUGGCUCCCAAUGCUGGCUGUGUAUCAUGGCGGCCUGUUAGAGCAUCCGCUGCGGCAGCACUUGCAUCUCUUCUCCAGAACGGGUACAAGCCAAUUCAAUGGCUGCCUCUACUCCAAGCCACUGUUGCCGGCGUACGAAUGGAAAAAGAAAGCGAGGCGGCAAUAUCUCUGCAACUGCUGACAAUAGCUGUGGAGACCGGCCGAGAAUUUGUAGCCUCCUAUGUUCCAGCUAUCGCUGCUGUAGUGCAGGUGGUGACCUGCAAGAAUCUUCCCUCCAACUCUGAACCGUGGCCUCAAGUUGCUGAGCUUGGAUUCUCAGCGAUCGCUGCGCUUGCUAAGGCUUGGGAAGCUGCAUUGUCUGAUAAAGAUAAGAGUAAGGGGAAGGAUUCUGAUAAAUGGAUGGUUGGCUGCGCCACCGUGGCGAAUGUAUUUUCUGAGCUAUUGCAACGAGCAUGGCUUGUGCCCUUGCAGGAGGGAGCUAUGCCAGUCAAACCUCAAGCCUUGUGUCUCAGUGAUGCCUCAGUUUUACUGAAAGUCAUCUUGAGAUACGGGCAAAGCUCCGCAGACGUUGUCGAAAUGAAAAUGGAAUCCUUGGUUCGAGUCUGGGCUAAUUUGGUGGCAGCCUCGAAUGGAUGGGACGCGCAUGGAGAUGAGCCAGUCUUUGACUGCAUUGACGAACUUAUUGCUUUGCAGGAAAGAUGUUCAAUAAUUCAGUUCUCUUUAUCCGAAGUUAUGCCCUCAUCUGCACCGGAGACCUGUGAGCGGUCUAUCCUGGAUUGCGUAGUCACCUUCCUCACUACCGCCAUCGAUUCUGCAUCCUCUGCGGCGUGCUGGCGUGCAUGUCGCAACGUACAUGCCCUUUUGCAUGCAACACAAUUCUCGCUUGAAGGGGAAGCGUUAAUGGCCUUUUUCGUUCCCCGCUUCUGUGAGGUUGCCUCACGACGGUUACAGCAGUUGACAAGCAUGACCGUCCCGCUGGCGAAGCCUCUCAUACUUGUCAUCACUGUGUGUUUCAUCAAUUUGCCUGAGGAAGUGGAAAAAAUCUUGUGCUUCGACGAUAAUGGUCCCGAUGUGACGGAAGAUGGGUCAUGUCAGGGAUUGCUCACCUUAGCUGAAGCGCUGGCGGGGCUAGCUGAAAGUGAAGCUGAUCCAAGCCUCUCGCUGGAAUCCGAGAUGAAAAUUACUGUGAUUGGCUUGCAGAGAGUAAUGGUGCACAUUAUCAACAAGAACUUGUUGCAAAACCAGAAUGGGUUCACAGCGGCCCAUCAUUGUCUACGUUCUCUAUUGGAAUCUAUGGUGGAACUCAAGGAUAUCAUGGAGCUCUCAGAAUCCGACGAGAGUGGAUCCUCAUCAACUUCAAACUCUGAUUCCGGUUUCAGUUCCGAGGAUGACAGCCUAGAUGAGACACGGUCCGAGCCUGUUGCUGCAACGCAAGAAGAAACCGAAGGGGAGUUUUUGGAGCGACAAGCUCAGACAGCUCGCGAUCUGCAGGCAGAAGCAUGUGAGGAAGCUGAGAACGGCCAGAAUGAAGAUGGCCAUGAACUAGCUCUCGGUGUCCUGGGACUGGUGGACUUCGAGAAGGAGGUGCUGGCUUUUCUGAAGGAGCAUGGGAAAGAGUUGUCGAGCAAGAGGCCAUUGUCGCGUAUUCUGCUAGCGAGGUUCAGGGAUCGGUACCCCAAGUCAAAAGGCUACUUGUAACCCAAAAAACGCAACACCUGAGCAGGUGGAGUUUCCUUCCCCAUGCAGAACUCUCGCUUUUAAGAUGGACCCACAUGGAAAUUCAGUCAAAAUGCUGACCCUGCAGGUCUGUCGAACUGUUUGAAGUUGUAUGGGCCUACAACAAUGGAAGCAAUCCAAGGGUCUAGAUGAGAGCUGCUGUGGUGGUGGUGGACAGGAUUUGAAGUGCCGUGCCGAGCUACUUUUUUUUUUUUUUUUUUUUUUUUUUUUUUUUACUUUUUUUUCUAUUGUUGCCUUGAUCAAUUUCUGGUUUGGAAAGUACCUCUUCUGCCAUAUAAUUUUCCCAUGACUGGGAAGAGUAGAGAACUUAAUGAGAAUUGGUUGAUUUGUUAGUAAGGUUAAUAAGGGCUUGAGUCAUUGGUUUGGCGACUGCUGAGUUUUAUCUUGUUCCUUGAAAGAAAAUCCACUGAACAUGGACUCAGCUGUACACAUGUGCACCUCUAUUCUCUGUUGUUUUUUCCUCAAUGCAUUGAAGUACCAUCUUCUUUCACGAAAUUAUAUAAUGUGUAAAAAAAACAUGUUUUUAAUGAUAAAAUAUUAAUUUCAAUCUGAAA
Messenger RNA from Physcomitrium patens, 4472 nucleotides. NCBI's taxonomy places the organism in Eukaryota, Viridiplantae, Streptophyta, Bryopsida, Funariales, Funariaceae. The record is from RefSeq and is a predicted model, not a curated record.